AUAACCUUCCGUGACGCCGCCCCUCCGCCCCUCCUCCCUCACCCCGCCAGCCUCCAUCACCCUCCAAUAGGAAGCAGGUCCGCACUAUAAAAUGCGUGGGAGGCUGAACCACAUCGUCAGUUUCUUGCUCUCGGCCGUAGUGUCAACAACUCAGAAGAACAUGUCUGGUCUCGCCCAAGUCCUGGUGGUGGUGCUGGCUGCUGCGGCCACCCUAGCUGACCCUGAUCCUGGCUACCCUGCCCCGUGCUACGACAAGACUGCCUACAUCACUAAGGUGCAGCAUCAGGUUCAGGAGUAUCCCGUGUACUCCACCAUCUUCAAGCAGGAGAUCGUGCCCACCACCCUGUACCGCACCAACUACAACACCCUGUACACCACCGUCUACAACACCCAGAUCGUGCCCAAGUACAUCACCGAGACCGUGCACAAGACCCAGGUGAAGUACGUGACGCAGGUGCAGACCCAGUACCAUACCCAAUACCAGACCCACUACGUCACCACCCAGCAGUACGUUCCCAAGUACGUCACAGAGACCCAGUACAUCACCAAGUACAACACCCAGAUGAUCUACAACACCAUCUACACCACCCAGUACACCCCAGUUCCGGUGCUCAAGACCCAGGUGCAGUACCAGACCCAUUACCAGACUGAGUACGUGCCCAAGUACGUGACGGUCACCAAGGACAAGAUCGCCUACGUCACUGACUGCCCCAAGCCCGCCUAUGGAUACGGCUAUUAGAGCGGCCUGGCGAGAGGAAAGAAGGAAAGGACACGCUUGCAUGUUCCCCGUCAGGAGCACUCUGCAGGGGCUGUCGUCGAGCUGUCAACUAACUGGCCGGCGUUAGGUUAAAAAAAUGUACAGAGGAGGAAAAAAUUGUAGAUACUAUUUUUUUUUUUUCAUAAUGAAUGUAUAUGUACGAUAA
Molecule: messenger RNA, 923 nt
Organism: Scylla paramamosain (green mud crab)
Lineage: Eukaryota; Metazoa; Arthropoda; Malacostraca; Decapoda; Portunidae
Exons: 3
Coding region: 92-739 (215 amino acids)
Source: RefSeq, a predicted model, not a curated record